GUCUUAGAAAGACAAGUACAUUUCACCAAACCCCAAUUAAACAAACACAACCUACUAAAACUUGAAUUCAACUCCUUUUCUUUCUCCCUAACCAAAUGCCUCUCUCUGCUUUCUCUGCUAUAUUUCUACCUCUCUGUUUUCCUUCUCUGCUCAGUGAAUCUUCUUCUGUUACCCAAAACUCUCUCUUCCUCCACCACCAUGCACCCUUUUCGCCGCAAGGCCCCUCUCUUCAACUCAGAAGCAGUGGCUAUGAAGGGCCGCAAGAACAGCAACCUCUCCAUUUUCGUGGUGGUUUUCUCCAUUUGUCUCUUUGGGGUGUUCAUGUACAACGAGGAUGUGAAAUCAAUAGCAGAGUUUCCAUUUUCUUCAAGGCCUAAAUCUCAAGAAACAGCACAAGAAGUGGAGUCAAAACAUGUUGUUGAGUCUGUUCAAGUGGAUCCAAGAAGAGACAUGGAAUUGGAAGAUACUGUUGUUUUUGAAAAGGAUGGUGAGAAAGAAGAUGAAGAUACCACCAAGAAAGGCACUGUGAGGGUCACUGUUUCCAAGAAUUCAAGAGCUCAGCUUGAGAAGAAGAGCCAGGAUGAUGGUGAUGAAGAUUCUGAUGAAACACAACAAGAGCGCGUAGAGUUGAAAACGGUGGUGGCCAAGGCAGAGGAGGAGGAGAAAGAGGAGAAGAUUGAAUUGCCAGAAGGGGAGGAAGAGAAAGAAGAGGAAGAAGAAGUGGAAGUGGUUGAGUUGCCACCAGAAGAUUGUGACUUGUUUACAGGGGAGUGGGUUUUGGAUAACAUGACACACCCUUUGUACAAAGAAGAUGAAUGUGAAUUCCUCACUUCACAAGUGACAUGCAUGAAGAAUGGAAGAAGAGAUUCCAUGUACCAGAAAUGGAAAUGGCAGCCUAGAGAUUGCUCUUUGCCUAAGUUCAAACCAAGACUCUUGUUUGAGAAGAUCAGAGGGAAGAGGCUUUUGUUUGUUGGAGACUCACUGAAUAGGAACCAGUGGGAAUCAAUGGUUUGUAUGGUCCAGUCUGUGGCUCCUCCAGAACAAAAGACCUGGUACAAGAAUGGUUCUUUUGCCAUCUUCAAAAUUGAGGAGCCGGAUCACAUUACUACAACGGUGGAAUUCUAUUGGGCACCAUUCCUUGUGGAGUCAAAUUCAGAUGAUCCAGAAAUGCACAGCAUAUUGAACCGUAUAAUCAAUCCUGAAUCAAUUGAGAAACAUGGUGAGAAUUGGAAGAAUGUGGACUACCUGAUCUUCAACACCUACAUAUGGUGGAUGAACACUUUCAAUAUGAAAGUCUUACGAGGGUCGUUUGAUGAAGGGUCCACGGAGUACGAUGAGAUCCCAAGGCCAGUAGCAUAUGAGAUAGUCCUCAGGACAUGGUCAAAAUGGGUUGAUGAGAAUAUUGACCCAAAUCGAACCAAAGUUUUCUUCAGCAGCACGUCCCCUCUUCAUAUCAAGAGUGAGGACUGGAACAACCCAGAUGGUAUAAAAUGUGCAAAGGAAACCACUCCAGUUCUCAACAUGUCAACUCCAUUGGAUGUAGGCACAGAUCGUCGCCUUUUUGUCAUUGCAAACAAUUUAACACAUUCAAUGAAGGUGCCAGUGUACUUCAUCAACAUCACUACCUUAUCAGAGUUUAGAAAAGAUGCGCAUACCUCUGUUUACACCAUACGUCAAGGCAAAAUGUUAACUCCAGAACAACAAGCUGACCCUGCUACUUAUGCAGAUUGUAUACAUUGGUGUUUACCAGGAUUACCCGACACUUGGAAUGAGUUCAUUUAUACACGUAUCAUAUCUCAAUCUUGACCCACAACAUAUACAUAUCUUCACACAAUACACUUAUUUUUGCCCUUUACUUCGUUAUUACUUCUCCUUUUACCUUAAGAAGCAAGCCCUGUCUCUUUUUUUUUGUCUCUGUCAGUUUUUUGUAAGUCACUUCUUAUUAGGCCUUUUUUAGGACUUGGGCAAUUUUUAAACCAUUUACUUCAUUAUGUUUAUUUGUUAAGCCAAUUUAGGCGAGAAUGGAAGGCACAGCAAGAACAUUAAUUGUACAAUGAAUACUUGUUUCUUGAAUGAAGAGAACAAUAAAGCAUCAAGGUUUUGUUCAGUUUA
This is a messenger RNA of Lotus japonicus, 2112 nucleotides long. Its product is annotated as xylan O-acetyltransferase 1-like. Gene Ontology annotation, molecular function: O-acetyltransferase activity. The record is from RefSeq and is a predicted model, not a curated record. Bases 199 to 1806 code for a protein of 535 amino acids. NCBI's taxonomy places the organism in Eukaryota, Viridiplantae, Streptophyta, Magnoliopsida, Fabales, Fabaceae. Gene Ontology annotation, cellular component: Golgi apparatus. The transcript is spliced from 5 exons.